AUGUCUGAAGAUAUGCCCUCAUCCUGGAGAUAUUUGACGUCGGCAGGAAACCGCAUAUCAUCCUUCAAAGGUUAUCUCUCUGGUCGCGAGCCGGGCGCGGGCUGGAGAUCAGGGAGAACCACGCCAAAUGCAUCGCAAGCCCCGCGCGACGAGCCCAGACAGAGUUGGAGGGCUUGGGCAGGCCAAAAGAUCAGGGUUCGAAGGAGGGGGCAGUAUGAUGCCACGGAGAGUAAUGAAUUAAUCAACAUCUUUCCUGGUUGGGCGGCCAGGCGGUAUGCAUCUCAACAAGAUGAAUACGGUAGGGGACCUCGACCAUUCGAACUGGAGGUUUUCGUAUCAGGAUACGCUAUUAGCUAUAGAUCCCCUGAGAACGCUAGCCGUUCUCAACGCGCAUUUAUUCGAUUGGCUAAAGGAUUUGCUUCAUUGCCAAAAAUUGUGGACAGCGCUGCGGAUGUCCGCCCGAAUUCCUCAUCUUUCGCGCAGUUAACCCCGUCCACAGAAGCAUUGCUUGCCCAAGUUAAACUUCCACCCCGCCCUACGGAUAUCGCAGACGAUUAUGAUAUUGACGCCCUGGAGCGCCAGCUUAGACUCGCCAAAACGACAGACGACCCGCUUAAAGACGACUCGGCGUCACUUUCGUCUUCUUCUUCCGCCUCGUCCUCAACCAAUGACUUACCUUCCACGGGACGAGAGACAGCUGACAGCGUCGUGAACUCUGUGGCGGAGAAUACUGCAGACGUUAUCAAGCGAUUGCACGCCAAUCUCGAGCGACGUUUGCAACCGUUUUGGUCCUCUACGCUUCCCAACCGCGUCGUUCGACUCCACCUUUUCUCUGCGCCCCACAAUGAUAGCUCAUCGACGUCGGUGGGCCCUGGGAACACUGAUGAUGUUGACGAGUUGGCGACAGAUGCUCAAAAUGGGCCUCUUGCGUCACAGGACGUGAUGACUGGUGUUGAUGGGAGCUUUCAGGUUAAAUUCAAUAUUCCUUGGGAGGACUUAUGUCAUCACCCACGCGCCCUACACAUCGCGUUUGGUGAGGCUGAGGUAGAGCAUGAAUUACUGAUCGUUGCCCAACUAUUGCCAUUGAAUCCAUCCUCGUCGUCGCUUUCGGUCGACAGUUCACCAACAUCUACUCCACUGACUUCGCUGACGCGGAUCCCAGUAACAUAUUCGCCUAUACGAGUGAUUUCGGACAUCGACGAUACAGUCAAGUUUUCAGGCGUGCUUUCCGGUGCAAGGGCGGUCUUUCAUAAUGUUUUUGUGAAGGAUUUAAGAGACAAUGUCAUCCCUGGCAUGGGAGAGUGGUACGCUGCCAUGUGGAGCCGUGGUGUGCGAUUUCAUUACGUUUCAAAUGGUCCUUUUGAGAUUCUCCCUGUCCUCAAUGAAUUCUUCGAAGUGUCGCAACUACCCCCUGGUUCAAUUAAACUAAAAUCCUACGCGGGUCGCUCGCUGUUUACUGGCCUUCUUUCGGCACCAGCAGCACGCAAACGUGCGGGAAUUGUCGACAUUCUGGACUCUUUCCCUGAUUCGCGAUUCUUCUUGAUUGGAGACUCCGGUGAACAAGAUUUGGAAUUAUACGCCGAUAUUGCACGAGAACGGCCUGAUCGCAUCCUAGCUGUGUUCGUACGCGAUGCCGAUGCAAACACAUUUGGCGGUCCUCCGGCUCUUGAGGACCCAACUGGCUGGAAAGCUAUGGGUGCUGCGGGUACGAGGCCAAUAGAGAGGCCACUUGUUUCAAGGAGCGAAAGCGGCAUGACGAAUGGUUCUUUUUCUCCAUCAAUAUCAUCAUACUCAAAGUAUAGCAGUUUCUUCUCCUCUAAUUCUGGAAGCUCUACCCCCAAUGUUCGGACGGGCGAUGCCAACGAAACCCCACGACCGAACACUUUUGGAUUUGAUAGUGGUCGACAACCAUCAACGUCUGCUAGUGUUGACGACAAAGCGCUGGCUAAAGCAAGAGAUCAGUCAUAUUUAGGCGUUGGUGCACUAACCGCCGAACCGGAGUCUAUGAGAAGCGGUGACGCAGUCACCCCACCGCGUCUGUCUGCAGUCACAGGACCUGCGAUUUAUGUGAAUUCACCAAAUAAUUCUAGUAGAGAGCCACAGGAUGUGAUGCAGUCCCCGGGUAAAUUUGUGGACCAGCCGCCCAAAGCGACACCGCCACCGUCCAUUCGAUCCAGCAUGAGCAGUUUGGGUCCUGCUUCCGCCGCUGCAUCAUUCCGCUCGCAGCGUACUGGCUCGUCGACGUCGUCUGGGAGCUCAAAUACCACUGGAAAACGGAUAAGCUCGAUCUCGGAAGCAGAGAAGAAGAGGAACGAUCUCCAGAUGAGAGUGUAUAGAGCGAGGACGCAGAUGCCGAGUCAUAUACCACUGAGGAUAUUUAGAGAUCCGAGCGAGUGUGUUGAGGCACAGGAGAUUCUGGACCAAGAGCGGUGA
Psilocybe cubensis is the source of this 2433-nucleotide messenger RNA. RefSeq lists its product as uncharacterized. Gene Ontology annotation, molecular function: phosphatidate phosphatase activity. Bases 1 to 2433 code for a protein of 810 amino acids. Gene Ontology annotation, cellular component: actin cortical patch. NCBI's taxonomy places the organism in Eukaryota, Fungi, Basidiomycota, Agaricomycetes, Agaricales, Agrocybaceae. The transcript has 6 exons. The record is from RefSeq and is a predicted model, not a curated record.